UUUAGACAAGUAGGUCACAGCAAACGUACCUGAUGUUUCCCUUCACUCGACUAUAUAAACUCACGGGUGGCGGAUCAAAAAGUAUCAGUUGUACAACAACCGAAUUCAACAUGAAGCUGUUUAUCAUCGCCGCUGUCUUGGCCGUUGCUGCCGCCGCUCCAUCCAGCUACAAGACGGAGGAGAAGAAAUACGAGAAGGACUACAAAUACCCAGAGAUCGUCGUCACCGGCCAAUCUGAUGAGCGCAAUCUCGAUGGAAGCAGCCAAUGGAACUACGCCCAAUCCGACUACGCUACCCGCGCCGAAUCCCAGGCCCAGAAGAAAUUCGUCGUCACCAAAGUCGAUGAUUACGGUAAAGAAACCAAAGAGGAAGUCUACGGUAACACCAACCAGGGAUCUUCCUACUGGGUUUCACCUGAAGGCGAGAAAUUCACUUUGACCUGGACCGCCGAUGAUGCCGGAUUCCAGCCCAAGGGUGACCACUUGCCCGUCGCUCCCGUCCACGUCUACGAGCUCCCCGUUGCUCCAGUCCAUGAAUACGAACUCCCCGUUGCCCCCGUCCACGAAUACGAACUCCCCGUUGCCCCAGCUCUCCCAUACUCCCGCACCGGACCCGGCUACUAAAUUAUUAAAUUAUCAAAGUGUUAUUGAUGUCAUCCACCUUACCAAUAUAUGCUCCACAACAGUUGUGAAUAUGUUGGUGUAAAUACAAGUGCCGUAAAUCAAAAA
Daphnia magna is the source of this 728-nucleotide messenger RNA. Its product is annotated as cuticle protein 3-like. Gene Ontology annotation, molecular function: structural constituent of chitin-based larval cuticle. Gene Ontology annotation, cellular component: chitin-based extracellular matrix. Bases 33 to 623 code for a protein of 196 amino acids. Lineage: Eukaryota; Metazoa; Arthropoda; Branchiopoda; Diplostraca; Daphniidae. The record is from RefSeq and is a predicted model, not a curated record. The transcript is spliced from 3 exons.